AAUCAGUUUGAAUUUCGCUUUCGAUCUGGUUGGUUGUGUUUUUUGGCUUCUCUCUGCGUGCGCCGUUCGUAGGUGGGAAAAACGGAAAACAACAACAGCGAAGAACAGAAAAUAGAAGAACUUGCUGCAAAUCGAAAAAAUCGAAGAGGAACACAUCUUCAACUGUAGUUUACAUUUGGUCCUGCGACUUUGAAAACCAAUCGGAAAUUUACACUCUCCUCUAUUCCUUUCUGUUUUGCCGGCAAAAACAAAAACCAGAAGCGGCAAAAGAGAGGCGCAAAAACAAACGCAGAAAGCGAAGCAAAAUGUGAAAAAUUGCCGAACAUGGCGCCGCGUGUGUGAACGAGAGCGAACGAUCGUGUGAGAGGGAGAUAGGGACAGGGACGGAGCGUAGAUAAACAAUAAAAAACAAUUUUUGAUACUUAACGUUCUACAACAACAAUAAACUCAGCUCAGGUACAACAACAAAUCAGAAAAUUACGAAAAAACACAACAGACUGCAUUGACGGGAAUUUUUCCAAGUAUUUUUGAUACACACAGCAAAGAGGUGUACGAUUUUUAAGCAAUAAGUGAAAGCAAUUACCCAUCAAGUUUAAAGUAAUACCAUCUCUCGGUAGAACCCCACUCGCAAAAUCCGUAUAUAAACAAUUGAAAAAAUAAUCUAACCAGACUAAAUCGCAGAAUAACAAGCAUUUACUAUACACAAAAUACAAGAAAUAAAUUCCGAAAAUAAAAAUCUUUAAAAACCGUACAACUGAAUAAAAUCAGACUUUUGUCUGCAAAAUUUCGAAAAAUUUACAAAAAACCCGCUAAAAUUCACGAAAACUCACUGGAAAACACACGCCAGACCAGCAGUUGAGAAAUAUUCUGGAAUCGGUUCAAAAAUAAAUAAAUAUAUGCCAGCAGCAUUUAAAUAGACCGCAAAUCGCGCAUCGAAAAAAUCAACAAGCAAUAUUUUUGAAAUUUAUAAUCGUGGGCAAAAUGCUGAUACGAAAUAGAGAUUGAGGAUUCUCGAGGACAGCCAACAAAAUCUUUUCUCGCUGCAAAGAGUGCAUAUUCUCAUAGGAAGCAAACACAAAUUUAUGGCUCCGCGUCGCAACAGCAACAUCAGCAGCAGCGGCAACAGCACCCAGCAGCAGCAUCACCAGCAACAGUUGCAGCAGCAUCAGCAGCACCAGACGCAGCAGCAGCAACUGCUGCAGUUCUACGCGGAGAACGCGAAUUCUUCAGGCGUCCUAAUGGCGCCCAUGCAGGGAACUGCUGGCGUUGGCGGUGGCGUGGUCCACUGCUGCCUGCCCAGCGGAGAUUGCCGCAAACUGGACACGCUGAUACCGCUGAACGAGCUCUCCCUGGCGGACUGCAUCCGCGUGCUGUGCAACAACGAGAACUGCAGCGCCGGUCAGUAUAUGCACCGCGAGUGCUUCGAGUGGUGGGAGGCGAGUGUCCUGCAGGCUCUCAAGUCCAAUGGCCGUGCUCGCUCCUGGUCGGAAAGGCAGCGUCUGCAGCAUCUGUGGACCAAGAAGGGCUACGAGCUGGUCCAGAAGGCUUGCAGUUGCAAGUGCGGCAGGGGGCAGCUGCGCAAGGAUCUCGACUGGGUGCCGCCGAGCAGCCAGGGCGUCAUUUACCUCAACGGGUCAACGGUGGGCAAUGGUAGGGCCAAUCUGGGCAAUGGCAGCCUCAGCGAGGACGACGACAAGAAGAAGGCCAAAAAGAAGAGGAACCGCAACAACAACAACAACGGAGGCGGCGGUGGUAAUGGCAACACCAAAACCCCCCUGAGCAACAACAACGGCAACAGCUACGCCGGACUCACGCCCAAUCCAAAUGUGGGCGUCAUAGGAUCUGGUCUGCCCCACAACAACGGCAACACCACCUCCAAUGGCAGUGGCAGCAAUGGCUCUUCCUCCGGCCUGCUGCAGCCCAGUGCGCUGGCCACUUUGAGUAACAUCCUCAAUCCGAACAAUGUCCUCGGCCUGGACCUGCGCGCCCGUGCUGGCAGCCUGUCCUCCAGUGGAGCCGGCAGUGGUUCCACCUCGCCAUCGGCCUCGCAGUCCAGUGGCGAGAUAUCCGUGUCGCCGGUGCAACAAUUGCUGCAACAGCAGCAGCAGCAACAGUCGCUGCUCAUCCAGCCUCUGGGUCCCGCUUUCGGCAGCAAUCUGCUGCAAAAUGGACUGGGCUUGUCCAAGAACCUGCUGAUUGCUCCCCAGCAGCAGCAGCAACAACAGCAGCAACAGCAGCAGCAGAAUAAUCUGCCUGCUUUGGCCAACAUCAGCAACUUCAAGCCAUUGGCCAGCUACGAGCAGCAGCAACUGGUGCAGCAGCAGAAGAACAAGGAGGUGGAACUCUAUUCCGAGCGAGUGCGCUCCACAUCUGGCUGCAAUGGGAUCUUUUCGCGUCGCCUGGACUUUUCGUCGUUCAAUUUGCUGCCAAAGACUCGUUUGAAUUCUUAUCAAGUCAAGAUUGAGGACGAGGGCAACCACGGCAACGAUGAGACGCGUCUCUUCAUCCUCUCCUCGCUGGCCCAAUCCCAGAUGAGCCGGGUGGCCUGCAUUUUGUGCGAGGAGCCGCUGCUCGUAUUCGAUCGCUAUCCACUGGUCGAUGGCUCCUUCUUCCUGAGUCCCAAGCAGCAUUCCAGCGGCUGCAUCGAGGUUAAAUACGAGGGACGCACUCUCUACUUGACCUGUGUGUGCAUGAGCUGCCUGGACGGAACCUCCAGCAGCCGCGUCAUCAACUGCAGAUUCUGCAAGGAGCCGUGGGAUGGGUCCAGCUUGGUUUUGGGCACCAUGUACGCCUACGACAUUUUUGCGGCCAUGCCCUGUUGCGCCGAGCGGUUCAAGUGCAAUAACUGCUUCAAGAUGCUGAUGCAUCCGCAGCAGCGUCUGAGCUUCUACAGUGACUACUCGCACGGAGUGACCUGUCCGUACUGCAACACGCAGGACACGCACUUCGUGAAGCCGCUGAGCUUCUGCUACGCCAAGAGCCCGGCGACGCGGCUGCCGACGCUCGCAUAACAUGAGGCCCCGUUGGAGUCGCCCGUGGGAACAGGUGCCACCGCCACUCAGGUGCCAAACGCCCAGGGCGCUCCAACGGCCUCCGGCUGCAGCAGCAACACCAUCGCCAUCGCCAGCAAGCAGCCACCAAAGCAGCCGCUCUACAAUGCCGCCAUCGAUUAUUCGGCACCGCUGCAGCAGCAAAUUAAUCCGGACUUGAUUGGAGCCCAUCCGCAUGCCCAGCAGCAUCAGCAGCAGGUGCGGCAGCAGCAACAGCAGCAGCAGCAACCACAGCAGCAGCAGCAACAACAACAGCAGCAGCAACAAACUCAACAGCAACAGUCACAACAGCAGCAGCAGCAACAUCAGCCUGCGGUCAGCUCAUUUCAGAGAGCCAACUUCACUCAGCAGUCGCAUAAAAGCAUGAACAUGAUGGCCAUGACAGAUGUGAUGAGCAAGUACCAGCAGCAACAGCAGCAGCAGCAGCAACAGCGCCAGCAGCAACACAACCUGCAGCCACAGCAGCAACAUGCAACACAGAAAGGACUCGAGGGCCUUCUAUUGACCAAUACCAACACAAGCAACAACAAUAGCAGCAGCAGCAGCAGCAGUAUUAGUAACUUAAUCAUUAGCCAUAAUUCAGCCAGCAAUACAGGCAACAAAAUGCAGCCCACUUGGGGCCAAAGUGAUGCCAUCUCGGCAUUGUGGGGCUGCUCCAGCAGCAGCAGUGGCUGCUCCUCGGGCAGUGGAUCGCAGCCCUCGUUGAGUCCGACGGCCAGCAGCAUUGGCAACGAUGGCUCCAAGAUGAUGUUGUGGGCGGCCCAAAGCUCGCCACAAAAUGCUGUAACACUCAGGGAUUCAGGAUUCAAGGAGUUGCAGCGUCAGCAGCAGCAGCAACAACAGCAGCAGCAGCAGGUGCCACAGCAACUGCCACAUGCAGCCUCGCCCACAGCUUCGCUGACCAGUUCCAGUUCCUCCUCGAACGGAUGGAGCGCCUCGCAUUAUGGCAAGCCCAACAUCUGGGAGCUGCCAGGAUCCGCUGGCCAAAGGACGCCGGCCAGCAGCCACGACAUCUUCACCGAUCUCCUGUGCAACCUGAGCAUCAGUCAGGACAACAGCAGCCAGCAGGCCAAGGCCGAUGCCUCUGACGUCAGCUCGAAUUCCUCCUCGUCGGCCGGGGAGCUCCUGGAGGCAGCCAAUAUCUGGCGGUUUCCGGAGUACGCCAGUCAGCAGCUCUACAACGAGGAGCCCACUGGCGGCGCAGCUGCCUGCAUGCAGCUCUUCAACGACUAUCUCAACAUGAACUAAAACGAAGGAUUAGGAGCCACAACAGCCUGCAGCAUUUGUUACUCUAGCUAAAUUGAAAAACAAAAGUUGAGGAAAAAGGAGUAAGCAGGAAGAGGAGAGGCUAUAUAUAGGAGCCACUCCUGGAGCGAAUGUUUUAGUUUUUAAAAUCAUUUGAUUUUUUAUACAUCUAAACACACACCACAUCUAAAACCGAGAGAAAACAAAGCAAACUAAAAACAAUUUUCUUGUUAUUUUUGUUGAGUUUUUUAGUUCUUUGUUUACACACCUACCUAAACGAAAACAAGCAAUUUUUAGUUUUAUUUUAUAAAGCAAAUUUUUUAUACAUUUUACCAAAAAAAAAAACAAACCGAAACGUAAAACAAAAAAAAAAAGGGAAAACGAGUAAACGAGAUGAAGGGACAAAAAAAGAAACAUUUACAUCACGAUUGAGGGAAAAGUUUUAUUUAGCAAAAAUUGAAGGCAGGGCAUUAAAUUGUUUAAACAAAUCAUGAUAAUUGCUGUGCUGCUCAAUAACACAAAAAAUUAUAAACAUAAAAGGGAGAAGGAGAAGGAGUAGAGUAGGAGAGUAUAACAGAAAGUGAGAAGGGGAGAACAUGAAACAUUUGCUACAAUUUAUGAAACGUAAAAUUACAAAAAACCUAAAUUUAAAAACAACAUAAUCGAUAAGUUGCACAUCUUUACCUAAGCGAUUGGUAAUUAUUCCUAGUUUUAGUAAGCGAAAGGAGAACCUCUAGAACCGAUUAAGUUUUUCGCUCCAGUUCCGAAGAGUUCAGUUAGGUCCUCAGAGUUAUUCAGCCCCCCAGUAAACCACCCAUUCACCCAACCACCCACUCACACACACCCAUAGCAACCAGGCGGCACAUGCAACAAGGUCAUCACUACCAACACCAAUACCACCACCCCCCAGCACGAGCAACACCUUUCAGGAGUAUUUCAAGCAGGCGACCCACACCCACGCCCCCAAACUCUUAGUUAAGUCCUCGAUGAAAUGAAAAUAUAAUGAAAAUACUUUCGGCGCAGCGUGAUCAUUAAUUAUUAAGUCUAAGUGUUAGGUUAUAGCGAUCUUCUUGUAUAUGUGUAGGGUUCUUCUCUUUGUCUAAAAUAGCAGAGCAGCCGUAUGUGAUGGAUCUCUAAAGGUUGAGUGCGAGCAAACCACAUGCAGGCACUCACUAUCGAUAGGUUUAGUAGGUUGUAAGGUCGAUUUUUUCUAAAUUUUAAAUAUGGUAUGCAAGCAAACAUCCAACAAUUUAUAGAGCGGUUCAAUGUUUCCUGUUUUGUGUUUAUUCCGUGCUUAGAAAAGUCACCAAAACCCUGGGGUAAAAGUCCUUUCCAAUCCCACAGUCCUCUCACCCUCAACCUCUCACUCGAAAUUGUGAGUAUUUAAUCGAAUUAAAAUAAAAAUUUCCCUUUUGUGAAACUGCUUAGGCAGACUAAACCUAAAAACCUUUUCUAAACCUUUCCCGUCUGUGAAAUUUUUGAUGAAAUUGAAAAUUAAAAACCAAUUGAUAUGUCCCCAUCUGUGAAAAAUGUAUGCAAGGCAAUUCAAAUCUUCAGUUUCUCUUUAACCCCAAUCAACUGUGAAUGUUAUUUAGGCAACCUAAAUCUGAAAUAUUCUGUGAAAACUUGCAUGUAAUUGAAAGUAAAAACCUUUUGAUAUUCACCAUCUGUGAAAGUUUUGAUGAAAUUGAAAUUAAAACACCUUGAUAUUACCCCGGUCUGUGAGGAGAAGUUUAGGCAAGCUAAACCUUAAACAAGAUCAGCAGAAACUGUGUUAGAUUAUCCAGCUUCGGUUCUCUUACUUUCCCCUUUUAAAAUGUCGUGAAAUUUUAAUGAAAUUAAAAGUAAAACCCCCUUGAUAUGUAGCCCCACUGUGAGUAAAUGUUUAGGCAGCCUAAACUCAAAAUCGAUCAGCAGAAGCUGUGUUACCCCAUCCCCUGAAUCCCUCGAGUUCGCAACGAACCCUAAAUUGUAGAUCCUGUAAGUUUCGUCAAAUCGUCUGUGAGCAGAGUGCCGAGUCCUUCCUAAACAGCAUUCCAUUUCGGAAAGAUGUAGCUGCGCAGGCUCGGCACUUUUAAAGAACCUUCACUGUGAGCGUUCGAAAGGACAAAAUUUUUAUGAAAAAUUCUAAACCCACACAAAAUUGUGACUAGGCCUGGCCCAACAACGAAACUCGUGUGACACCCAGUUGAGAACAAACAUUUUCAAAAAAAUGUCUAAACCACGACCCCCAAACCAAAAUUGCCUCCAUUAAGACAGCCAAACUGUGACAUCCCCCAUUUGCUCAACCCCUGUGAACAUUGAAAAUGUAUUUGUAUCCCUGUGAGUUGUCCUUCGAAAGGAUUGCGAUUUUUGAGAAAAAUUUAAAACCCCCAACCCGAAAGCACUUGUGAAUGCUCGUAGACUAAGCAGUUAUCUUUGGUUUCCCAUUAUUUCGUAUAUUUCUCAGCAGUGUGAUAUUUCUUUCUGUGUUUCCAAUGUGGCAUUGCUUGUAAUUUUUUGAAAAAGAAUUCAAAAACCUCCUCGAAUAUCUGUGAAAUACCUUCAACACCCACCCACAACCCCCUUUUAUCCCCAUUUGGUGACUUUUGGUGAGGGAACUGCUUGAAAUACAAAACCCUGGGUAACGGGAGUGGGAUCUUAGGUUGCAUGUGCUGCAGUUACUCCAGUAAUCACAAAUCGAACGCCUCCUUUUGGGCAUUUAGCAUUGCCGCCAUUUUACAUACCAAAUAAUACACGUUAAUUAAACGACAUUUUUUUCAGAACGCAUGAAGGGACAAACUGAGUGAUAGUAAAUUUUUUUGUAUACAAAACCCACGAUAACGAUAACGUCUUCGUUAUUCCUACUUAUAUAGAGCUACCGUUAAGUUUAUAAGUACAUACCCUAUACCCUAUACCGUAUAAACCCUACACCUAACUAACCUAAAUUGAUAGAAACUACACAUUUUGGCAUUUACUUGAGAGGAUUAUAUAUAAGUUUGGCACAGUUAUAUAUAAUUUUCGUCUAAAUCUAAGGUUUUAAUCUAGCAUACAUGUACGCGCAGGAGGAUAGAGAGGAAGUGAACUUAUUUAUAGGCAAGCCCCAACACACACACACACACAAAAACAUGACACACAGAUAUACAGCAUAUAGUUAUAUAGAUAUUUAAUUGGAGUAACCCUAGAGCCCUACGCUAAACUACACUACACUACAAAUUAUAUUGGUAUAAGUUCUACGCAAGCAAAGCUGCCUUGCUCAAAAAGGCAGUGGCACCCGCACCACCAACUACUACGUAAGUCAGCCCGUGUUUUAGUUUGAUUCAGUGUUUGUUUUAGUUAAAUGUCGAGAGAUGAAACCACAAACUUAUGCCCACCUCAGCCACCAAGAAAGGAUAGAAUCGAACGAUGGACCGCGUAUAUAUAUAUAGAGAGAGAGAGAGAGCCCCAAAACAGUAAUAGUCAGACUUCCGAUCACAAUUAACUCUAACUCUUAACUCUUAACCGCAACCACUAGACGGCGAAUGAAUAACACAUACUUAGUAGAAGUCUUGAGUCUUUAAGUAAUGAGGCGAAGGAAACAAGGAAGGCGAUUGAGCGAGAGAGUAAAACACAUUAAAAUGUAAUUUAUAUUACCUCCUUAGCAAAAAUCAAUAACAAAUAACGAAUAACAUAUAACAAAUAACAAAAAAACAAUGUUUUCCUAAUGCAUAUAAACUAUGAGAAAUCAAGGCAAAGUAAAACAAAAUAUGUACGUUUAAAUCAAGUAAUCCAUUCAUAAACAAUUAAAAGCAGUUUUUGUUUAGUUCAUAAUUUGUACUCAAAAAGAGAAAAAAAACAACCAGCACUAUCACAUUUUAUGUUACACAAAUGAAAUAUUUGCGCGCCUUUCCCAUUUUUCCCAAUUUUUUGUAAUUUUUUCACAAUGCUUAGUUACUGGAACAUGCCAAAAACCGUGUAGAAGCAGCAGCAAAAUGUUUAAACUUUAACCGAAAUUCUUAAAAACCAAUUUUUGAUGGCUCCCUCCGAGCUUUCUCAGAUCAUCUGAUGACGAAAUGUACAAAUUGGUGAAGUUUAGGCACUUUCAACCGCAGUCCUCCUCCUCCGAUUUUCCAAGGUCAAGGCAAUAUAGCGCAGCAGAUAUUUCCGGAACAACACCCCCCCCUCCCCCACUUUGUAAUCACCCCCCGCCCCCCAUCCACCAAAUUUAUAGAUUGAUUUUUUUUAGCCACCCGAAUGUAAUUUUUGUUUAAUUAAAUAUACACACCUAGCACACUUUUGUUUAUGCCUAAUUCGUAAUGUGUAAUAUAUGUAUACUUUGUACCUUUUUAUGUUAUACACAAGUCCUUAUCCCCCUCAAGGAAUCAACCCCUCGCCCAGUGUUUAAUCCCCCCUCCCCACACCCCUACGCUCCUACUCUCCUACACAUUUUGGCAAUUCAACUUGAAUGUCUACUUUUAAUGUAAUUUAGUUGAAUAUUUUAGUUGAUUUUUAUUAUUAUUAUUCGUACUCCGUAUGGAAACUAAAUAAAUUUAAUUGUAUUUGAAUAAACGAAACGAAAAAAAAGGAAUAAAAUUA
Drosophila santomea is the source of this 8849-nucleotide messenger RNA. RefSeq names its product headcase protein (gene heca). Lineage: Eukaryota; Metazoa; Arthropoda; Insecta; Diptera; Drosophilidae. The record is from RefSeq and is a predicted model, not a curated record. The coding region runs from base 1083 to 3011 and encodes 642 amino acids. The transcript is spliced from 6 exons.